Messenger RNA from Fonsecaea multimorphosa CBS 102226, 471 nucleotides. RefSeq lists its product as uncharacterized. Lineage: Eukaryota; Fungi; Ascomycota; Eurotiomycetes; Chaetothyriales; Herpotrichiellaceae. The transcript has a single exon. The record is from RefSeq and is a predicted model, not a curated record. Bases 1 to 471 code for a protein of 156 amino acids.
AUGGUCAAAUACACUCCUCCCCCAGAGGACCUGUCGCGUCUCAACCCUAUUCAGCGGUACAUGCAGAAAGGUCAACUCGACAAGCAGGAUUAUGUGUACCUAUGUCUCUUCGUCCUCGUUUAUUUCAUCUUCAGACCUAAAAUCGAAGAAUUCUUCAAGUGGUGGAUGAGCCCCAAGGGGCUGCAAGAAGGCGAAGAGGCCCUGGCCGCGUACAAGCAGAAGGCAAAAGUUGGACCCAAUGUGAUACGCGGAACCGAGUCCAGGAGUCUGGAGACCAUUCCUGAAAUCUCUGCCGACACUGCCACGGGCACCAAUAUGGACAAGAAGGGCAAGGUGGUAAACCGGAAGACAAAGGAGAAGUCGGGUGAAGAAAAGCUGUUAGACUGGGAAGACGAGCCGGAGAGAAAGCCUACGGAGGGAGACAAGUCAGACAUUGUUGCAUGGCUCGACAAAUGGUCCAACGAAGAAUGA